ACCCUGUCCCAGGAGGUGACCCUGUCCUGCUGGGAGACCCUGCCCCAGGAGGGGACCCUGCUUUGUGAAGGGGUCCUGCUGCAUGAGAAGACCCUGCCCCGUGAGGAGACUCUGUCCUGUAAGGGGACCCUGCCCAAGAAAUGACCCUGCCCUGUGGGGAGACCCUGCCCCAGGAGGGGACCCUGCCUGGAGCCCUACACUCCGGGGUCGCACACCUCUCCUGGGGAUCCCACACCUCUCCUGGGGUUCCCACACCUCUCCUGGGGAUCCCACACCUUCCCUGGGGAUCCCACACCUCUCCUGGGGUUCCCACACCUCUCCUGGGGAUCCCACACCUCCCCUGGGGUGUCACACACCCUCCCGAGGUCCUGUGCCCUCCCACAGAGCCCACACCUCCUCCCUCAGCCCUGCAUGCUCCCCAGACCCCACCACCCCCCAGGGUGCCCUCCCUGCACCAGACCCCACCACCUCCUCAUGCACCCCUGAUGUGGUUUGACUUUCCAGGCAGAAGUGCUGCUCUCCAGGCCCCACAGCUUGCUAGAAAAAGUGAGGAAAACAGCGAGAGACUCUUGGAAGCUCAAAGAAGGGAGAAAAUUAAAGAAAAAGAAAAAUAUCUUCAGCAGGCCAGGAGAAGGGAAGAAAUACUGGCUCUCCUGAGGAAACAGAGAGAAGAAAGGAUUGCAAAAGAGCUGAUCUCUCAUCCACAUAAACCAAAGAUCAAAACUCAUCAAGAAAGCAGGCUGAAGGUGGCUGAAGAUGACCUGAUGGAUCAAGAAGAAGUAAAAGCCCUUAAAUAGUUCAGCUAAACUGCCUGGCAGAGAGAAUAAAGUGUU
Molecule: messenger RNA, 833 nt
Organism: Apus apus (common swift)
Lineage: Eukaryota; Metazoa; Chordata; Aves; Apodiformes; Apodidae
Gene: HOATZ
Product: HOATZ cilia and flagella associated protein
Exons: 5
Coding region: 141-797 (218 amino acids)
Biological process (GO): cilium assembly
Source: RefSeq, a predicted model, not a curated record